This is a messenger RNA of Pyricularia pennisetigena, 966 nucleotides long. RefSeq lists its product as uncharacterized. The record is from RefSeq and is a predicted model, not a curated record. The coding region runs from base 1 to 966 and encodes 321 amino acids. The transcript is spliced from 3 exons. Lineage: Eukaryota; Fungi; Ascomycota; Sordariomycetes; Magnaporthales; Pyriculariaceae.
AUGACCCAGCGUGCCGAACUGGAAGACGAAUUCGCCGUUGAGCAGCGGCCUCUGGAUGCCCCCGACCUCGCCACGGCUGACGGUCCUGAAAGCCGUGUAGCUGCUGACGCUGUCCUCCCCCAUCUUGACCGUCAGGUUGUACAGCGUCGGGCUCUCUGGCCACCACAGCUUGGGCGAGUCGACGGUGAACUGGAACUGCGUGUUGGCAGAUCCCUUGCCCGACCCGACCUCGGCGCCGGAAGCGUCCGUGACCUUGACCUCGACCUCGGCGGCCGUCCCGUUGACGCUGCUGUGGGCCUUGACGGUGACCUUGCCGUCGCUGCCGGCCGCCACGUCGAGCUGCGUGAUGCUCCCGGACGCCGGCACCGACUCGAGCCAGACGGUCUGCCAGAUGCCCGAGCAGGCGCGGUAGAAGAUGUGCGAGGGCCGCACCGUCUGCUUGCCGACGGGCGCAAACGAGCCCUGCCUGUCGGUCGGGUCGCGCACCCACACGGUCAGGAGGUUGUCGGUGCCGUUGGUGGCCAGCGAGUCGGUGACGUCGACGCUGUAGCGAAAGUAGCCACCGACGUGCCGGGCCAGCUCCUUGCCGUUGACGAAGACGCGGCUCUCGUAGUCGACGGCCUCAAACCCUCGGGCACCGAGAACCGCCGCGCGAACCACAUGUACUCUGCGUCGAGCUCCUGCAGGCCCGAAAGCCCGCUCUCGACGCAGCUGGGGAUCAUGGUCUCCAUGUCCAGCAGGCCCGACGGCGGCGGCGACGCGCUGCUGCUCGAGUCCGUCUUGCGGAACGUCCAGAUGCCGUUGAGCGUCUGCCAGUCGGCGCGCUUGAGCAGCGGACGCGGGUGCUCGGGCCACGGGUUCGUGCCCAGCUUGUACGUCCAGUCCGUGUCAAGCGGUGGCUUCUUGACCUCGUACUUUACCGGGCCCUGCUGCCGGCUCUCCAGCAGCAUGGGCCUCUGCGGGUGA